AAUAUAAACGCGACGAUAUCACAUGAAAAUUAUAGCUUUUCUACCGGUGCCUGGCACCGAAUCAUCUGAAAUGACAUCAAAUUUUGUACUCCAAUCAUUGGAGUCUAAUGUAUAUUAUUAUAAAAACGCAUAUUGUGCCCUUCUCUUUUGCUUAAGAAUAGAGCAUCAUAUUAAGUAAAGAUAGUAAACGGGCAUAAAUGAAAGCAUGAUCCGAACUAAAGUAGACAUGAUUGUAGAUUUAAACUACAAAAUAGACUUGUCCCAAUGGAACAAUGGUGACGUCAGUUUAAAGUACAUUUUGAACGUGAUGACCAAUCAAGAGGAAAGAGUGGUACUUGCGACCAAAUCCAAGAAUGCCACUUGCACCGUACUUGUGGUCGAACGCCAAGUGGACAAUAAUAACGACCAUUGUAAAGAAAAUAUCUACAUCGCAGGUGGACAACACAGUGGCAUAGUGGUUAAUAAAGUUGGAAACUAUAUAAGCAGUGAUGACACACCAGCAGAUACUUCUGUACAAUUUAGUGUAUUCUUGGUCAAUAAACAGACAGGAAUGCACACCAAAGAAAGUCGAACCAUUAAGUUCUGGUGUAAACCCGACCGAACGGAAGAUGCGUCUACAAUAGCUUCCAAAUUUUUCCAGGACGUUAUACUUCCUGACCAAUUUCCAUUAGAUUAUGUGGGUUUCGUCAAAAGAAUUCUGACAUUGAUACAUAAAGAGUACACAGAUGUCGUCAAACUGGAAAUUGAAUUAAAACAAUUGGGAGAAAUAACACAAGUUCCAUCGCGUCCAGUUUCCGCUGAACCGGAGUCGUCCAAAGUAGAAAUAACUCCAACUAAACUUCGAGAACUAAUUGAGUCGUCGUAUCCUAAUCCAUUGACUAUUGACGAGAUAUCAAAAAAAAAAGGAUGGGAUCGCAUAGAAAUACACGAUAUUAUGGACGGGCUACAACGGGCUGGAAUCGUAAAACUUGUAGACGGCGGUGCAUAUACAAGAGUCGUACUGCACGACAAGAUCGUGGAACAAAUGCCGGUGUUCCAAAAAAACCGGCAGCCAACCGUAGCAAUAAUCACUGCAGAGUAUUGCGAAAAAGUUGCUGUGGACGCGCUAAUUGACAACAAAGAAACGUUUGUACGAUACACCACAGUAGGUAGGGUUCCUAAAUAUUUUAAUUUUGGAGAAUCUAAUGUAUACACUUUAGGAAAAAUGGGUAAUCACAGUGUAGUGUGCACUAAAUUACCAGCUUUGGGUUUAAGUAGACAGGCUACAACAGCUGCGGGAAAUGCCAUUACUCGCCUUCUAGGGACGUUUCAGAGAGUUGAGCAUGUUUUUGUGUGCGGUGUUGGUGGUGGAGUGCCACAUUUCACGGAUUACGACAGACACGUUAAAUUAGGAGACGUAGUUGUCUCUCAUUUCGGAAAUAAUCAAAAAGCGAUCUAUACAUAUUGUGAGAACGUAAAUAACGAAAAUGGUAACACAGAGUUUUUAUGUCGUCAGUACUGUCCUCAGAGGUUGGACAUACAAAUUGCCGCCGUGAAGUUACAAAAUGAGGUAAAAUCAGCUGAAAACAAACCAAUGUGGGAUAUGUUUUUGAGUGAAGGAUUAGAUAGAAUUAGUCAACAAAAACAUGAUGAUAGUCAUGCUACUAAGUAUAAUCGCCCACCAGAAGAUUCUACUAAACUUCGUAUGUGUGUAGGUGGCACAGACCUCAUUGAAAUAACUCAUCCAAUCCCAAAACAAAAGGAAAAGAAUAAGGGACCAAGACUUCACGUAGGACCCGUUGGUGGUGGAUGUAGUGCAACAUAUAAUGAUUUUAUAAGACAAAAAUUUACAAUGGAAUAUAAACUACUAGCUGUUGAUUCGGAAUUUGAUUCUGUUAUGGGAUCCUUAAUGGGUAAUUAUUGUCAUUCAUAUGCAGUAGUUAGAGGAAUUUCAGACUAUAAAGAUGGAUCUAUCAAAAAUAAAUGGCAACCAUAUGCGUCAUUAGCUGCAGCAUCUGUUAUCAAAUCAAUAUUAUCUAUUCUUAAUACAUAAUUCAUCUUGAUUUCUUAUAUUUCAAGACACCAAUGAAAAUAAUUUGAAAAAAUUAAUAAAGUACAAAUUAAUUUAUUGUAAUUGUACCUUAAAUUGUUAAAUAAUUUCUAAAAUGUAUUUGAUUUUGGUAACACGGGUAUUUGUUCCAAAUAGUAAUUGAAUGUUUACUAUUAAUUCAAUAUAACUUAGACUAGUCCAUGAUUUCAAUGAAUGUUAUAUUUUGCUCUAAUUAAUU
Messenger RNA from Daktulosphaira vitifoliae (grape phylloxera), 2267 nucleotides. RefSeq lists its product as uncharacterized. Gene Ontology annotation, molecular function: catalytic activity. Bases 206 to 2032 code for a protein of 608 amino acids. Lineage: Eukaryota; Metazoa; Arthropoda; Insecta; Hemiptera; Phylloxeridae. The record is from RefSeq and is a predicted model, not a curated record. The transcript has 14 exons. Gene Ontology annotation, biological process: nucleoside metabolic process.